GGCCAGACGAGGCGGUCGCUCAGGGCCACCCGUCACGUCCCCGCAGUCGCAGUGCGGAUUGCCCUGGCACUAGCGGCUGUGAGUGUAUAUUUGUAGCGUGGCUUUUGAUUGUUUUCUAUUAUUUCACUUGUUGGGGUAGUAUCGAGGUUGCCGAGAAUCCCUCCGCUAGUGCAUUGUGUAAGGUUGUGAACCACAAUUUCAUAAAUCCAACAGAAGAGUGAAACUUUCAUCUGUGAAUGCUGAUAGUUUUUGGAGACCAUUGCAUUGACGGGCAAGACGGUCUGAGAGUCCACACGAGGUCAGCUGUAUCGCAGAAGAUUGGAGGGUGAGCUGGGCCCGGCAGGGCGGAUGAACCACUUCUUCGGCAGGUGGACGGCUUACGAGAUCUGCCCCACUUGACUCCAUAAAUCAGCGAGUAAGCGAUCACCAUGUCGCUCCACGGUGGAACUCAGAUGGACAGUAAGCAGGCUGCCCGGGCGGUCAUCUUCGAGAGGAAGCUGCUUAUACUCUGUCUGUGGCUGGCGGCGAUGAGUCUGCUCACAUGGAUCGUAUCCAUAUCGACUAACUACUGGUACGUGACCCGGUGUAUUGGAGCAGACGAAGAGGAGCACCCCGGUCUUCCUGACAUCAGCCGUGCCGCCCUUCUCUCGGCUCACGGCGGCCUCUGGAAGUCCUGCAAAACCGUGCUGGAUAAUGAUACAAACCUGCCCGGUCAGGCGUUUGUUAUAACGGCCUGCCGAAACCACAAGGUGUUCAGCGUUCCAGAACUGCCGGCAGACCAUCCCAUCAACGUACUCAUAGGAUUCUGGCGGACCAGCCUGGCGUUCUCGGUGCUCUCUGUGCUGAUGCAGCUGCUCACCAUCUUCUUCUCAUGGUACUCGAUGCGGGUCCCGCGCUACACCUUCAAACGCCUCACCGGCUGUCUGUACUUCAUUUGCGCCGGUGUGAAGCUGGUCGUGAUUCAGGUCCAAGAGUCGGUGGUGAAGUAUGAAAACACUGCCAGACCGUCGAAGCUGGACCCUGACCAUUGUACCUGGAGCUACGGCUAUAGCUUCAUCAUGGCGCUGGUAUGCUUCAUCACCAACAUCGUCUGUGCCGUCUGCGUGUUCUACACCUCGGGCAAGAAGAAGAAGGUGCAUCCUCUCAUGGCGACACUUCAUCACGAUCAUGAACAUAUGGGCGACGACGAGCCAGUCAUCUUCUCUGGUAGAUAGACGUUUUGUGGGGCGAUGGAAAAAGGUAGUGAGUGCGGUGUUAAUGGGUGAGUGUGACGCUAUUUGAAAGCGUGACGUCAGUUGAGAGUGUGACACUCGUUUAUUAGUGUGACAUUUGUCACUGAUGUUAGUAACAGUGUGAUGUCAGAUGUCAGUGAGGCAUCAGCAUAAAGAUGGUGACGUCUGAUUUUCAGAGGGUCCCUGUCCAGUGUCCAUGGCCGUGGCUAAGAUUGUGAUAUGAACUUCGAUGUCAGGUUAUUUCAGUACGCCAUUGGAUUUAAUUGGCCUUUUUUUAUUUAAUGGCGUUUUCAAGCAAUGUCAUUCCAGGUUUCUUUUGAAUUGUGAUAUAACUACACAUUGAAUGGUCUUCUUAUUGGCACUUGGCAGAUAUGGCGAUUAAGGCACUCGAAAUAUUGACAUUCCGUUUUUGUAGCAAAAUACUUCGAAACGAUUUGAGGUCACUAAUUCACUAUUGUUCCAGAACGAAUGAUUAUGUCAUGGUCAUUUGCUCUAAUUUGUAUAGAUACUAAUCGAUCGAGGCAUACUUUAUUUUUAUUCCAUUGCUGCCGUUACCUAUAUAACCAAUUCGUAUUGAAUGCUCGACUACUCAAUAGUGAUUGCAUACAGUGCAUAUAUUCAACGAUUGAGAAGCUAAUGCCUAAUAAUUCAAAGAUGCCAAGCCAAGCAUUGUUUUAUGCGGGACUAAUCGGCGCAAUUACUCGGGAUAAGAAUGGUGUUAUUUGCUAUAUAGAAAUAGCCGCAAUAACCACGGUAUCGACAAAGCGAAACCUUUUUUUUAUAGAUAUUUGUGAAAGAUGCGAUACUGCUGUGCCGAUUUCUGACAUUUUUGUGAACCGAGGAUCAGUCUAUUAAGGUGUACCUUUUUUAGAUCUGGUAGUGGGACCAGCGUGUUUUCUACUGUGCUAAGUGCCAAUAGACGGUACGAUUGUGCA
Amphibalanus amphitrite is the source of this 2167-nucleotide messenger RNA. RefSeq lists its product as uncharacterized. The transcript has 7 exons. Gene Ontology annotation, cellular component: plasma membrane. The record is from RefSeq and is a predicted model, not a curated record. Bases 429 to 1214 code for a protein of 261 amino acids. NCBI's taxonomy places the organism in Eukaryota, Metazoa, Arthropoda, Thecostraca, Balanomorpha, Balanidae.